This is a messenger RNA of Coregonus clupeaformis (lake whitefish), 1884 nucleotides long. RefSeq names its product MAX dimerization protein 4 (gene mxd4). NCBI's taxonomy places the organism in Eukaryota, Metazoa, Chordata, Actinopteri, Salmoniformes, Salmonidae. Gene Ontology annotation, molecular function: RNA polymerase II cis-regulatory region sequence-specific DNA binding; protein dimerization activity; DNA-binding transcription factor activity, RNA polymerase II-specific. Bases 195 to 875 code for a protein of 226 amino acids. Gene Ontology annotation, biological process: regulation of transcription by RNA polymerase II. The transcript is spliced from 6 exons. The record is from RefSeq and is a predicted model, not a curated record.
GCAGGUUUUUAGUUAGGUGCAGUUGAUAUGAAUCUAGCUGGGAGUCCCCAAGACUCAGAACUGAACAUAGACAUUCAUAUCGACCUAACACAGUUUUAGUUUUUAUUUCGUUUUGUCUCAUAUUUCUUUUUACAUUAGCUGUACAUUUGUGUAUAUAGAUUUUAUUUUAUAUUUUUAUACAACAAGUCAACAAGAUGGAACUUAAUUCUCUUUUAAUUCUCCUGGAGGCUGCAGAAUACUUGGAAAGAAGAGACAGAGAAGCAGAACAUGGUUACGCGUCUGUUUUACCGUACAAUAGCGACUUUUCCCGAAAGAAAACGAAAGCUUCGACAAUUUCAAGAAAAACACAGAACAAUAGAUCGUCACACAACGAGCUGGAGAAACACAGACGUGCCAAACUACGGCUGUACCUUGAGCAGCUGAAGGAGCUGGUGCCUUUGGGUCCGGACAGCACUAGACACACCACACUGAGCCUGCUGAAAAGGGCCAAGAUGCACAUCAAGAAGCUGGAGGAGGCAGACAGAAAGGCUCUGAACACCAAAGAGCAGCUCCAGAGAGAGCACCGCUACCUCAAACGCCGUCUGGAACAGCUGGUGGUGCCGGGCGGUGUGGAACGCAUCCGGACCGACAGCCUGGGCUCCACCAUCUCCACCGACUCAGAGCAAGAGGUGGACAUUGAAGGCAUGGAGUCCCCCCUGGGCGAGGGUGAGCUUGGUGAGGGGGACAGCGUGGACGAGAGCAUCAGCGACGACGGCCUCCUGGACGGCGAAGAGGAGGAGGAGGAGGAGGAGGAGGACUACAACCUGCAGAGCAGCUCCAGCGAUGCCAGCUACACACAGCAUUCCUCCCACAGACUGCAGCCGCACCACUGCUAGGGGCCACCAGAGGGCCCCUGAGGGCCACACCUCCAAACAGCCCUCUAUGACCCCAGCCCCGGGUACCCCUCCUAUUCCCUUCCUACCCCUCCCAACAUUGCUCCAACACGCACCCCCCCCAGCCCACGCUACGCCGUCAUCAGCCACCCCCCAGCAAAUAGCGGCUGUGGUCCAUCCUCCCCCGCCCAUCCUCAACGUCCCCAUUGGCACCAGGAAGUAGACUGUAGAGGUUCCUGUCGUGGCUGACUUCCUGACUUUCUCCUGUCCUAACCCCUACACCACUCACCCUACCUCACCCCCAUCCUAUCACCCUGUAUCCUCUUAUCUUGCCUAACCUGUCCCCCAGACCUCCCUCACCUCUACCUGUUGUUGUUGCCGCAGGCUCGGAUAUAGCAGAGCAGUUUGUGGUUUUGUUGGGGACCUCUGUGGUGUGGUGGCAGACAGCUUUGACUUGUCAAUGGGAACUCAGCGUGUGUGUGUUUAACUGUGUGUGUGUGUGUUUGUGUGUGUGUGUGUGUGUGUGUGUGUGUGUGUGUGUGUGUGUGUGUGUGUGUGUGUGUGUGUGUGUGUGUGUGUGUGUGUGUGUGUGUGUGUGUGUGUACGAGGUAUAGGAUAGAACAUUAGCUGGGGACAAACUUCAACUUCAACUCCGUCAUUUGAAUGAGGCACACACUUUCUGAUGGAGAACAAAUUAUAAUGUUCUAUUGGAAUGUUCAGUUGGAAUGUUCUAUUGGAACAAUUCUCUUAAUCUACAAACCCCAAUCUGUGUUACCAAAUGUACUGGACAUUAUCUGAGGGGUGAAUAUUUAUAAGGGCAGCACAUUGAUACCUCCCUCUGGCUGAGUUCCCUAACCACUACUCCACACUACUGACCACGACACUAUAAGUGUGUCUGAAAUGGCGCCCUAUUCCUUAUAUGGUGGAAGUGUCUGAAAUGGCGCCCUAUUCCUUAUAUGGUGGAAGUGUCUGAAAUGGCACCCUAUUCCUUAUAUGGUGGAAGUGUCUGAAA